Messenger RNA from Amoebophrya sp. A120, 5555 nucleotides. The record is from the annotation of a GenBank genome assembly. Lineage: Eukaryota; Dinophyceae; Syndiniales; Amoebophryaceae.
UGCCCACCGUCAAAGAAGAGUAGAAACGGGAAAAAAUACGCUUCUUCGUUCUACUUCAGACGAAAGUGGGAUCUGAUCUAAAGCUGUCGCUGAUGAUGAAUAUUGGGGCUACAAAAUCGAUAUAGAAACUACAAAAACACCCUGAGGACUGAAUAAGCUUUGAGGAUAAGCCUGAAAAUUCAGAGAAAGAACAUGCUUGUAUAAUGCGCAAAAAUCGCAAUUCGAUUGGCGCGGGGAAGCCCCUGCUGCUCCUUCUUUUUGCAGGCAGCUGCAGCACUACAACCAGUUUGGGGCGCGAAACUGUGUCUACUUCUUCCGCGAGGAAUGCUGAUGCUGAUGAAAGAACCCCGGACGAAAUGAAGGCCGGCGUGGGCCUGCAUGACACGCCUUCCUCGGUGCCGCGACGUACGCAUCAUAGUGCUUUGCGCGGAGGGCUUCACCGAGCUGGUGCUGGUUUGACGGAUCAGGAAAUAACAUCUGCAGGCAAUCCGGGAGGUGUGGCGAAUGGUGGUGCAAUUAGAAUUGUGCCAGCAACCUUUUCCAUCUCCGAAUCAGGGGAGCACGAGCAGGACAAGAAUUGGCGGAGCACCGCAGCCGACGCUCGUGUUGCUACUUUUCCAUCAGUAGAGCUUGGCUCCUUGUCCUCCACCGCGUUUCUGGAAGAUCACAAGACGGCCGCGGGUGCGGACAUCGAACAAGCCGCGGUGCGGGACGGGGCGGAUCAUCCAAUUGCGAGCGAGGACGCACACGCAGUGGACGAGAUGGACGAGGAAAGGUUGGUGAGCAGCAGCCCGCACGAAGAAGAGCAUGUCGAAAUUAUGGCGCAUCCCGCACAAGAUGCAGCCGUUCGACCGGCAGGGCAGGAGCAAACAGGUGCUGAUGAACAAGUGGGAGGUAAGUACGAAAAGAAAAAUUUGGAGGCAAACAUUUUUUUUUGCACCACAUGGCCAGUCUGCUGAUCGCACCAUGAUGUGGUUACCAUUUGAUAUAAUGUCGGCUGCAUUUAUUAUUCAUGGAAUUGACAGUCGAGAGAUUUUUGCGCUUGAUUUGCCUCUUGUUACAACAGGUGAUGGAGAGGGAACAAGCGGGAAAAACAUAAACACGACCGACAGCGGAGCAAUCCCAAUCGCGAUCGCAGGAGAACGAGAACCGAAAGCCUCCGCACAACAGCAACAAGCGCUGGAUAAAAAUCUUCUUCCCGAUGUAGAACAACCCGUGUCGACCACAGCAGCUUCCCUGGUUGAACAGAUGGGGCGCAUGGAGGCGCGGUUUCAAAAAUUGGAGUGGGAGCACGAAGCCGAGAUCGCACGACGGAAGAAGGCGGAAGCGGUCGAGGCGCAGUACCGGAAAAUGACGGAUUCCCGGUUCUACAAUGUGCGGAACGUGGACGUAACGAGCGAGUUUUAUCCACUGCAAAUAUGUCUGGGUCUGGAAGAGUCGGGGUUUGUCAUGCACGUUUUGCAUGAUCCGUGAGAUUAGUGAUGCAGGUCCUAGCAUCACAGAUUUUUUGAGAGCUUCUUGAUGCGUAUCACGCAUGAGAAAUGCUCUACUCUCCGCGUGCCAGGAACUGGACUCCUCUUGUUGCUCAUGCAACACAGAUGUUUUUAGAAUUCGCAGACAGCAUUACAAGUUCCACUCAUCCAGACCCAGACAUUUUUGCAAUGCAUAAGUUUAUGGUGCAGACCAUGUUUGGCCACGAGAUCGACCUGAUCCAGCAGGUAUGAAUUGCAAAUAUGUCUGGGUUUGGAAGAAUACAAACUUGUGAUGCGCAUUUCAGAAGACAGAAAAAUCUCUCAUGCAUUGGUAGCAAAAGGCGCCUGCUUUCUGUCACCAAAGUGGGGGACUUGUCAUGCGGAUUCGGCAUUGCGGAAGCUUCUCGAAACCUGUGAUGCUGGAGCUUCCAUGCCAGACCUUCUGUGUCAUGCAAAAACAGCACGGCUCUUCCAGAUCCAGACAUUUUUACAUUUGAUAGCAGGAUUUCACCAUCGCGCUCGUGUUUCUCUCCGUCGGGUACCUGGCCGUGCUCAUCGGGAUUUGUCUCCCCAUAAGUCUGGUGUUUAACCCGACGCGCGUGUACCACGAGGCCGGUGGGGGCUUUGUGAAAAUGGACGACAGUAGCACGGAUGAACAUCUUCAAGACGAGGGUCUUCACCAUUUCACUGCGGGACAAGAAAAUGAAGCAGGUGGCACUACGCCGGCGGCGAAUGAGGUGGAAGAACAUUUGUACUACCUCCUGCCGUACGACUUUGUCUUGCAAGGAACCUUGUCCUCGAUCACGCAAGUGCACGGGUCGGCCGAGGGGAAAAUUUGGACGGCCUGCUUGGUGGUGUAUUCGGUGAUGGCGAUUUUCAGCCGAUACACUUUCAAGGUGCACCAAACCUGGUUAUAGCGGGCACAGAAUCUUAUUUUUUCGAUAAUUAAAAAGAAAAAAACGUUCAAGGUAUUUUUUAGGCUUAAACGCCUUGCUACGCUAUGCAAAACCUAGUUAGUUUUCUAUCGAGGAGCAACAAGGUAGGUAUGUUUAACUAGCUAAAGAGAAGUCCACCGACGGCAUAGGCGGAGAUGCAGCUCUGCGGAUUCGCCCGAAUCCGCGCAGCAACAGGUCGCGGAAGCUGGCGCGGGGACUUCUCUUUAGCUAGUUAACUAACUACCAAGAUUGCUCCUUCUUUUGUGAUAGAAAAACAUAAUCUGUAAUGCAUGUACACAAGCUGCGGCAAAAAAUAUCUUGAACGUUUUUUUUUUAAUUUCUGAAAAAAUAAGAUUCUGUGCCCGCUAUACUGGUGCACCGCCAGUGACAACGUGUACGAAAGCCGGAAUGACCAGCUGGCCUUCGCCAUGGGGUUACCCGACUCGGAGGCGCCGUUGCGGGUGCUGCUGCGCAUGCUCUGGCUGCUGGUGCCGAACUUCUGUCUGAUUCUGGUCGCGGCCGCCCCCUCCACGACCUACGACCACGACGACGAGGAGGAUCUUGCCUUGGAUCGCGCAACAGCCCAGUCCACCAAAACCGGUAGUUCCACCUCGAACGCUAUCAACUGUAAAAAUGUCUGGGUCUGGAAACUUGUGAUGCUAAAAUGUCCAUGAUGAAAACACUUCCGAAUACAGUCCGGCAUGACAACUUCCCAUAUCGCUUUCUCAUAGGCAAUCCGCAUGAGAGGCUGCGUUUUUGCAUCACAAAAGAGGCUGCGGCUUUUGUUGGUUAUGCAAUACAGAAUUUCUAGGUAUGGAAAGCUAGCAUUACAAGUUCCAACCUUCCAGACCCAGACAUUUUUACAAUCCAUAAACGCAGAAAAGACGCAGCACGCACAGAAGUCGCACAAAACACGGACCCAAAAAUAUCACAGUGAAAAAUGCCCCCCACCCCUGAAAUUGCAACAAUUUGUGAUGCGAAGUUUCCAAAUGAAAGCUUUUUGUCAUGCAUGAAAGGAGUAAGAAUCUCUCUGAUGCAGAUUCUAGUCGUGUUUCGCAUCGCUUGCAUGACAAGCACCGCUCUUGCUGGGAUCUUUUGCAAUACAAAUUUUUGCUAUUCACGAUCGGAAAUCUGUGAUGCUGAUACACGCAAGAGGGCGAAUGUUUCAUUUGGAAAGAUUUGCAAUACAAAUGCUUUCAAGUAGUUCGGGGGUGGGGGCAUUUUUCAUUGUAAUAAAAAAUGGUUGAUCUUCAUGCACCGCGCGGCCGCCCCGAUUGCGAUCCUGGCCAUCGUCUUCUUUGAGAGCUACCAAUUGUGCAUCGGCGAGGGCAUCGACAUCGGCGCGGCCCUGUUCGGGUUCUCGACGGAGAGGCAGGAAGAAUUGCGUUUGCAAUUCUACUUCCAGUUUUUCGUCUGCGGACCCGCCGAUCUGCGUCUGUUCCACCACCCAAAGUACUACUUUGCGCGAGGCCUCUGGCUGGUUUUCUCCUGGGUUUUCGCUGCUGGCUUUCUGGGGUUGGCGGUCACACUCAAAUUCAAGUCAGACCGCGCGAAAAAAGAAGCACGUCGCGUCAAGCUAUUAGCGAGCAACAGUGGCUUAGACCAGGACGGCGUAGAGAAGUCGGAAGGGCUGGAAGAGCCGCAAGUCUUGGAUUCUAUCAAGCGCAGAUAUCUAUCUGGGUCUGGUGAAAAAGUCGAAAUUUGUCACGCAGCUUACGCAUGACCUCCCAGAGCAGAAGAUCUGGCGUGCGGCUUUGGCAUCAGAAGUUUUGAUAUUAAGGGUCCUCAAUUCUUACUCCGCGUGAGAAAUGUUACCUUCUGGUAUCACCAGAAUUUUUGGGCGCUUUUGCUGGUCAUGCAAUCUUCAAUACAGACUUUUGUCGUGUCGAUGAUCAGGCCUAGCGUGACUCUUCCAGUAGACCCAGACCACAUAUUUGCAAUGAAUAAAUCCCAAGUCCUUCGGACCUUUGGUGCGACGUGCGGGAACCAACCUGUGGCUGCCGCGGACGGUUUUCGUGUUUGAGCUGCUCUGCAUGCUGUUUUCCUUUUCGUUGCCCUUUGUCGCGUCCGUCCGGCCCAUGCUGGAUGACAGACGCAUUGCCGAGGAUUGGCGUUCGUCCGCUUUCGAGCUCCGAUCCCUGUUCGUCCCAACGGCCACGAAAGUGAGCAAAAUGUACUGGUACUAUUGGGCGGGGCGCCUACCGCCCUGUGGUUUUUACUCCGAUUACAUUACGCCGGAACGCAUCGAUAUCAAAUGUAAAAAUGUCUGGGUCUGGAAGAAUGGAACUUCUCAUGGUAAAUCUGAAGCAUGCAAAAAUCUGUGUUGCAUGAUUACCAAAAGUCGUCCAGUUUUGACCAAGUCGGGAGGGAGUUUCUCAUGCAGGAUAGGCAUGAGAGAGAUUGCGCGGAAUCUGUCAUGCUAGGUCCUGCAUUCCAGGCUUCAUGGGUCAUUGAAAAGCUGCAUGACAAAUCGCGCAUUCUUCCAGACCCAGACAUUUUUACAUUUGAUAAUCGACCCUGCAGUUUGCGAUGAGCAUCUGGAGUGGUUCAAGGAGCCGAGUGACGAAGCGGGCCGGGAAAUACGACGGAGAGGGGAGGAGAAUUUGAUCAAUGGGGCUGACGAGCAUAAUCUGCUGAAAGAGGAAAUAAAUCGGUUUCAGCAGCUCAACCAAUCUGUAGAUGUAGAAGCACGAGCGGGGCCUUUGGGAGCGAGUGUGGUCGGGGAGGUGGGAGAUGAGGCUGGAGGAACGAGUCCAGCGACCGCGGCGCAGGACGCCGUAGUCCUGGUGGAACAGUAGAAGAAGCAGAUGAGUAGCGAAAAACCUUGUACCGUGGUACGAAAAAGGAUAAACAACACAUUUUGGAUUUCAGCUUUAUUGUAGUUUACCCGAGGAAUAAUGUAAUGUAUGAAGUAGAUGAAGACGAAAAUUCGAAAAAGUAGAGCAGUUUCAAAUACCGAUCGCAGGCUUGGUCGCACGUUCUUGCUCGUGAUUUGUAAAUAAUGCAGUGACAAGAAGAAGAAGUUGAAUGGCAGUUGCAAUAAAAUUUAACCGAGAGCGUGCGUGCAUACAUUCCAGUUGAAAUUUUGAUUAGGCUCACAGCUGGUGUAGAAGAGGAGUUUAUUCCAGCCGUAGAUCUUUCAGCAGGG